Messenger RNA from Lathyrus oleraceus (garden pea), 549 nucleotides. RefSeq lists its product as uncharacterized. The transcript has a single exon. The coding region runs from base 1 to 549 and encodes 182 amino acids. The record is from RefSeq and is a predicted model, not a curated record. NCBI's taxonomy places the organism in Eukaryota, Viridiplantae, Streptophyta, Magnoliopsida, Fabales, Fabaceae. Gene Ontology annotation, molecular function: nucleic acid binding; RNA-DNA hybrid ribonuclease activity.
AUGUAUUCAAAAGCAAAAUAUUAUGAUGAACCAUUUCUUAAUGAAGGGCCAGAGCCAGGAUCACGUUGGGGAUUGAUAUUUAAUGGAGCUAUUAAUGCUUACGGUAAUGGAAUCGGGGCCAUCCUUGUUACUCCUCAUGGUUCCCACAUUCCUUUUAUCGCGAGGUUGACAUUCAAUUGUACAAACAACCUGGAAGAGUAUGAGGCUUGCAUUAUGGGUCUCGAAGAAGCUAUCGAUUUAAGAAUCAAGAUUCUGGAUGCGUAUGGAGACUCGACUUUGGUAAUUAAUCAGAUCAAAGGAGAGUCAGAAACUCGUCAACCCAGUUUAAUCCCCUACAAAGAUUAUGCAAGGAUGUUGUCAACCUUCUUCAAUGAAAUUUUGUUUCAUCAUAUUCCCCGUGAAGAAAAUCAAAAGGCAGAUGCAUUAGCCACUUUGUCCUCUAUGAUUGUUGUGAACUGGUGGAAUGAUGUGCCCAAAUUUGAUGUUAUGCGCCUUGACAGACCCGCUCAUGUGUUUUUAGUUGAAGAGGUCAAAGACAAUAGGCAGUGA